UUUGACACACGCACGUCAGGUGCACAAGAGUUCUGUUCGUUCUCUCUCGUGAGUUUCAAGAUGAACUCGGCCGAGAACGUGUCAGUCCACCUGGAUGUUCCGGUUGUCCCCGAGCUGUCGGACAACACGCCCAUGGUCCGAACAGGAAACGGCUCCGUCGCAGAGGGUCACAUGUUCUUGGACACCAUGGCCGCCCAGGUCCUGUCGGGGAUGUUCGUGUGGUCUGCCCUGCUCAUCACGUGCCACCAGAUCUUCACACACCUUCGCUCCUACACUGUGCCCAACGAGCAGCGUUACAUUAUCCGCAUCCUGUUCAUUGUUCCCGUUUAUGCCUUUGAUUCUUGGCUCAGUCUCCUUUUCAUCAGUAACGACCAGUACUACGUGUACUUUGACUCAGUCCGGGACUGCUACGAAGCUUUUGUUAUAUACAAUUUCCUGAGCCUGUCCUUUGAGUAUCUCGGAGGAGAGAGUGCAAUCAUGUCAGAGAUUCGAGGGAAACCCAUACAGUCCAGUUGUCUGUAUGGAACAUGCUGUCUUGUUGGAAUGAGCUACUCCAUUGGAUUUUUAAGAUUCUGCAAACAGGCCACUCUCCAGUUCUGCGCCGUCAAACCCAUCAUGGCCGUCAUCACCAUCAUCCUCCAGGCCUUUGGCAAAUAUCAUGACGGAGAUUUUAAUGUGAAUGGAGGAUACCUGUACAUCACAAUCAUCUACAACUUGUCCGUGAGCCUGGCUCUCUACGCGCUCUUCCUCUUCUUCUUCGCCACCAGCGACCUGCUGCGACCCUACGAACCAGUGCUCAAAUUUCUCACCAUUAAGUCUGUCAUCUUCUUGUCCUUCUGGCAAGGAAUGGUCCUUGCCAUCCUGGAGCGAUGCGGCGUCAUUCCCAAUGCUCUUUUCAUCGAUGGACAAGAAGUUGGUGCCGGCACGGUCGCAGCCGGCUGGCAGAACUUCAUCAUCUGCAUUGAAAUGUUCUUUGCUGCCAUUGCCCUGCGGUACGCCUUCACCUGCACCGUCUAUCAGGAGAAGAAAAGUGACGUUCCAGAAAUCGUCCCCCCGAUGCAGAGCAUCUCCAGCGGUUUGAAGGAAACCAUGAACCCAGGAGAUAUGGUGCAGGAUGCCAUCCACAACUUCUCCCCAGCGUAUCAGCAGUACACCCAGCAGUCCACUCAGGACGUCACCCAGCCCAGCACCAACGCCAAAGUGGCCGCCGGCAACAAGAGCUCCCUGAAGUCUGACAAAAUCAUGCUGAUUACAUCUGAUGAUGAGUUGUAGGCGUCUGUCCAGCAGGAUCCAGCUGUUCGGCCCCUCUCCACCUUCAUCUUCAACCUUCUAGAGAAUCUCGCAGAGCUGGAUUGAAUCCAGGUGUUUAAAAUUCAUCAUCCCACUAUUUAAAAUGGACGUCCUGCUUCUGCCCCGUAAUUU
Messenger RNA from Nematolebias whitei (Rio pearlfish), 1422 nucleotides. RefSeq names its product transmembrane protein 184a (gene tmem184a). Gene Ontology annotation, cellular component: early endosome membrane. The coding region runs from base 61 to 1272 and encodes 403 amino acids. The record is from RefSeq and is a predicted model, not a curated record. NCBI's taxonomy places the organism in Eukaryota, Metazoa, Chordata, Actinopteri, Cyprinodontiformes, Rivulidae. The transcript has 9 exons. Gene Ontology annotation, biological process: transport. Gene Ontology annotation, molecular function: transporter activity.